AUGGUAGAUACAGAACAAUACAUACAUGGUUUGGUGGACAUUAACAAUACACAAUUUCAGUUUACUGUUGUGUAUGGACUACAUACUAUAAGUACCAGAAUACCAUUAUGGACAGCAAUUCAUAAGAUGAGUAGUCAAAUUAAUGAGCCAUGGCUGAUUAUGGGGGAUUUCAACUCUAUACUAGAACAAGAAGAUAGAAUAGUUGGAAGCCAAGUUCAAGAUGCAGAAACAAAAGAUUUCAAAGAGUGUGUGAAUGAUUCUAAUCUAGUGGAACUGCAGAUAGGAGGAAGGAAUUUCACAUGGACUAAUGGACAUGUAUAUAGUAGAAUAGACAAAGCUAUAGUUAAUGCUGAAUGGGUGAAUAAGAUGGCAACACAACAGGUCAUUGCUAUGGAGCCUUUGUUUUCAGAUCAUUCUCCCCUAGGUUUGAUAAUGGAGGAAAAAAGAGGUACAAGGAAGAGACCUUUCAGAUUCUAUAAUUGUAUAGGAAAACAUCCAGAAUUCAGGGACAGAGUGAAAGAUGGCUGGCAAAUAUUAGGUGGAGGUAUGAAAGGGGUCUGGAGAAACCUGAAAAGGGUAAGGAAAGAGAUGCAACAUUUAAAUAACAAAGAGUUUAUGGGGGUUUCUAAGAAAGUACAAUAA
Solanum tuberosum (potato) is the source of this 642-nucleotide messenger RNA. RefSeq lists its product as uncharacterized. The coding region runs from base 1 to 642 and encodes 213 amino acids. The record is from RefSeq and is a predicted model, not a curated record. The transcript has a single exon. Lineage: Eukaryota; Viridiplantae; Streptophyta; Magnoliopsida; Solanales; Solanaceae. Gene Ontology annotation, molecular function: catalytic activity.